GGCUUUUACAAGACGUAAGCCACCUCGCGCACUGCUCCCAGCCUUACUUGUCUUUCCUGUUUAUAGUCUAGCGUCGCCACUUCCCGCAGGGCUCAGGGGACACGCCGCUCCACCAGCCACGCUCUGAAGCCAGCCACACACACACAGCCAGCCAGCCACUCAGCAUCAGAAUGAGGGGCAUAACAACCACCACCCUACUCGCCGUGGCUCUUGCUGUGGCUUGGGCGGGGGAAGAAACGACGCAGAAUGAAAAAACGAACGGGAAGCAGCUGCAGAAGGAGCGAGAGGAGACCACGGAGAAGAAUUCACGCCAAAUCUACUCCUACAAUCGCGGCUCAGGGUUCGAUACCACCUUCCCUAAUGUAUACCCUAACAGCGUCAUCCCCUCAAACAACCCUGCAGUCUACAAUCCUUCCUACAACCCCUCCUACAACCCGUCCCUCUACCCGAACAACUACUACCCGACCACCACCAACGGCGGGGGCGUGUAUCCGCUGAAUCCCACUCUCGGUAACGGGUACGGAGAGGCGUUCACCGUGCGUCGCGCCUCGCCCCGCACCACUGCAGGAUCCAGGGUGUUCCUGACGCAGGCGGUGACGCAAGGCGGCUCGGGCUGGAACGCUGGCUCCAGUGAGUUCGUGGCUACUUCACCAGGGAUGUUCUUUUUCACCUUCUCGGCCGUGUCUGAUCGCUACUCGCAUUUCAGGAUAAGCCUCCGCCACAACGGCAUAGAGGUGGUGAGUGCCUACGGGGACGCCUCGGGCUACCAGAUGGGCAGCCAGAGCGCUGUCCUUAACUUGAGGUCUGGCGAUCGCGUGUACCUGCAGCUGGACGAGGGCCGCCUGUACGACAGCUCCUCGUCCUCCAGAGGCUACACCACCCUCUCAGGCUUUAGAAUACAAUAAAAGAUUUGCUUUGUUCCUUGUGACAAAUGGAUUCCGCCACGUACUACUUUGCGGCGUCCGGUUCAAAACUAAGGAACCAGCAACAAACUUCAGAAAUGUCAGAACAAGGUCAUACUACCAUUAGCGAGAGUAGUAAGAUGUGCUCCCAAAUUAAUGGUCUUGGAUACUCCAGUCUGUUUUUUUUUUUUUUUUUCGUACCAGUACAAUAAGCACUGGAGGUAUUAAUUAAUUGGAUGUUAUUAUUAGAAGCUGUUUGAUUAUAAGGUCUGUGGGAAAUGGGAUCUGUAAACACUGGCAAGGAUUUUCUUGUCUACCACGGUGGUCUGGUUUAUGUGAUCUGUCAUGGAGAGAGAGAGAGAGAGAGAGAGAGAGAGAGAGAGAGAGAGAGAGAGAGAGAGAGAGAGAGAGAGAGAGAGAGAGAGAGAGAGAGAGAGAGAGAGA
Messenger RNA from Scylla paramamosain (green mud crab), 1346 nucleotides. RefSeq lists its product as uncharacterized. Gene Ontology annotation, molecular function: protein binding. The transcript is spliced from 4 exons. NCBI's taxonomy places the organism in Eukaryota, Metazoa, Arthropoda, Malacostraca, Decapoda, Portunidae. The coding region runs from base 171 to 905 and encodes 244 amino acids. The record is from RefSeq and is a predicted model, not a curated record.